AUGCUCCACGCCAUGAGCCAACCAGUACCAGUCGCUACAUACAACAACCCCCCAAAAUUACAAUCUGUGGUGACUAUUGCUCCAGUGCCCACCAUGUCCCUGGACCAGCUGCAAAACGAGGUCCAGCAUGCUUUUGAGGAUCAUCUGACCGUGGACUCCCUUCUGUUUACCUCGAGGUUGCUACAAGCCGAGUUCCGGGAACAUUUGAUCAGCAGCGAUCAACGCAUGCUGCCCUCGUUUAAUUACACAUUACCUACUGGCGAAGAACGAGGGACAUACCUUGCAGUGGAGGUAGGGGGCUCAAACCUCCGCAUGGCCCUAGUGGAUUUACAUGGUCGCGACCAUGGCCAAGCGGCGCUCCAGAUUAGGCGAACUGCGUGCUCUCCAAUUACUGGCGAGGUCAAGCUACUACCUGGACACUCAUUCUUCGAUUGGAUGGCAAGGGAAAUCCAAAAUAUGAUGGUCUUGGAAGGCGAAACAAGAGAAAAUGCCGACCCAUUGCGGAUGGGAGUUGCCUGUCAAACGUCGAUACGGAGCGGCAACGUACUUGGCAUGGGCAAAGGGUUUCUGUGCUCGGAUACUGUCAAGAAUCAUGACCUUGGGCAUAUGAUAUCCGAAGCAUGCCAACGAGAGCAUGUCAAUGUCGAACUCGAGGCUAUUGUCAAUGAUACGUCGUCUGCACUUCUCGCUCGAGCAUAUGUUGAUCCCGCCACGCGACUCGCUAUAGUACUCGGCACAGGCAUGAACGCUGCAAUUCACUUACCUAUUUCAGGGCUGGACCCCUCAAAGUUCGAUCUCAGACAAGUCAAGCCGAAGCGCAAAUACACUCAUGUCCUGACUAAUACCGAAUUGAGCAUGUUCGGCAAGAACAUUUUGCCGACUACCAAGUGGGACGACGAUUUGAAUGUUAAUCAUAUGAUGCCCGAUUAUCAACCUCUAGAGUACCUCAUCGCGGGUGGCUACCUAGGAGAAAUAGUACGGCUCGUUAUGGUUGAGGCGGCAGACACAAGCGGCUUCUAUGGAGGCAAAUUGCCAGACAGCUUGCUUGUCACACACUCACUCGAUACCAAGACGCUUGCGUCUGUCCAAAGCGACACGUCAGUGGGACUGAUGACCACCCGAAACCUCUUACAAGAGAAGUAUGCGUCACGGACACGACCGUCUGCAGCCGACGCGAAAUUCCUUCGAAACGUCGUGCAAUCGGUCAGCCGACGAUCAGUCGCAUACUUUGCUACGAGCGUUCAUGCACUAACCUCGCUUCUUCAAGAUCUGGAUGCAGAAUCCGGAUUACAGAGCCCGCUUGAUCACAUCAGUAUAGGAUGCGAUGGAAGCGUAAUCAACAAAUAUCCUGCUUACAUGGAGACGGCGCAGGAGACUCUAGAUCAAAUGAGGGUACAAGAAAGUACAAAUCGGAAACAAGUGUUCUUAGAAAAGACCACCGACAGCGCUGUCGUCGGAGCUGGCGUUGCUGGUGCUCUCGCCGGUAAUUCACCGCCCUCUUCGCCGUGCUGA
Messenger RNA from Bacidia gigantensis, 1512 nucleotides. RefSeq lists its product as uncharacterized. The transcript is spliced from 3 exons. Gene Ontology annotation, molecular function: mannokinase activity; ATP binding; fructokinase activity. Gene Ontology annotation, cellular component: cytosol; mitochondrion. Gene Ontology annotation, biological process: glucose 6-phosphate metabolic process; glycolytic process; intracellular glucose homeostasis. Bases 1 to 1512 code for a protein of 503 amino acids. The record is from RefSeq and is a predicted model, not a curated record. NCBI's taxonomy places the organism in Eukaryota, Fungi, Ascomycota, Lecanoromycetes, Lecanorales, Ramalinaceae.